Messenger RNA from Anopheles funestus (African malaria mosquito), 2543 nucleotides. RefSeq lists its product as uncharacterized. Gene Ontology annotation, biological process: regulation of transcription by RNA polymerase II. Gene Ontology annotation, molecular function: RNA polymerase II cis-regulatory region sequence-specific DNA binding; DNA-binding transcription factor activity, RNA polymerase II-specific. Lineage: Eukaryota; Metazoa; Arthropoda; Insecta; Diptera; Culicidae. The transcript has 3 exons. Gene Ontology annotation, cellular component: nucleus. The coding region runs from base 842 to 1984 and encodes 380 amino acids. The record is from RefSeq and is a predicted model, not a curated record.
GUUGUUAGAUUGAUGAGAUCAUCCUUUUGUUAAUAUCGGCUCGUUUGAAGAAGAAUUUAUAAAGUAAUCGUUUGUAUAAUUAAACUUGAAAAGUAAUACGUUAAGCUAUCAAAACAAUCUUCUGACGAAACGGUGUACAGUUGUUUAGAAAUAAAUUCUGUACCAUGUAACUGUCUUGCUUUACAGCCGUUUACAUAGUCAACGUAAUAGAUAACCUUAUCGCAGGUCCCAUUCACAAUCUGUUUCACGCUAGUCAACAACUAAUGGCGUCUCUGUCACUUUCGAGUGUGACAUUUUUGUCCAUUUUUUUGUUUGUUUCCCUAUAGAUCAGCUGAUAGUCGCCAUUGUAUGGUGAUCAUAUGAUCUUCAACCGUCACUACUACACCUGCUCUAGUGGCAGGAUAUACCGCACCAAAAGGUGUAUGUGUGAUUACGCGUAUUCUACCAUGAGAUAUGCAAAAUCGUAUCUUUGCUCCUUGUUUUUAACUCUCGUUCUACCAAAGUGUGCGUCAUACCGUGCGCGUCAGUCUCACGUACGAGAUCAUUUAAGCCGGUUCGUUUUGCGGUAGGGCAGUAGCACAAAAGAAGAAGGUAUCUCACAGUGAGAACACAGGGUUCAGUUGCGACAGUGACCGAAGCCGCAGUAGGCCGCAGUUAUCGUUAUUGUGCAGUGAAGUCGAAUACGAUUUGAGGCAGUUCUGUGCGUGUUUUGCGGGAAGCAGAAAAAAGGUUUUUUUUGUGUCUUCGUCUGUAAUGAUGUUCACAUUAAGAGAUACGAAUUAGUUGUGCGUUGUACCCUACUGCAGUGAAUACCUCAAGUGCUAGCAUCAACAUCCACACGAUGGACAACUUUGAACGAAUACUGGUCGAUGUCGACUGUAGCCGGUACGAGGAGGAUGCGUUUUCGUUGCUGGACAAAUCGCGCGACGUCAACAUUGUGCGCGAUCUUCGUUCGUCCACCGUGUCGGCGUUCGAUCAAACGAGCUUCCCGCAGCUCAACAUCUCGUCCCGGACGCAACUCAAGCAGCAACUCUUUCGCGAACAGAUCAAGAACAGUGAGUCGGGCCCAAGGUCCAUGGUGACCUCACCGGGUCCACCGGUACUGUCCGUGCGUUUACCGCUCGAAAACAUUGACAUUGAGCUGCCGAAAAAGGUGCUACAGGUGGAGACAAAACUCGAGAACCCGACGCGUUACCAUGUGAUCCAGAAGCAGAAGACGCAGGUGCGCGAGUACGUGACGGCGGCACUGAAGCUGACGAAGCAAAACCUUGUCCGGGAGUCGUGUCGACAUACGCGGCUCAUGAUACUCGGUCGGCUGUACGAUUCGUUCAUUAGCACGAAACCAUCGCAACAGGCGGGCGGUGGACAACCACCAUCUGUUGCCGGUGCUAACGGAACGGCUGGCAGUGGCGUCCCACUAUCCAGUGCCGGUCUGAAUGGACAGGGCAAGGUGCUGAGCGCAUCCGGCACAUCGACCGUAUCCUCAAUGUCGACCGGUACACCUUCGGCGACGCCCACCAUCGAGCAGCAGCAAGAGUGGCGCCUGGAGAUGAAGCUAUCCUGUCGCUUCGGCAACAAGCUGUACAAAACAUUCGUCGACGAGUUCGACUACGUCCGGGAUCUGCUCGGGUUGAUUCGGUUCGAGAUACCGAAAUGGGUAUUUGUGGUGUCGGAGUUUGAGGACGAGAUCUCGUCGUACGAGUGUAACCGAGCGGCACGGGCAGCCCAGCAGGCGGCAGUCGCUGCCGUCGCCACCGAUCAGGAAUUUCUCGUACGUCCCACACUGACCGGGGAGAAGGGUUCCAAGCAUGAGAAGUUUAUCGAACCGGAGGUGCGCGAUCGUAUCAAGAAGGAUAAUCACAACUGCAGUAGGUAUUCGCAGCGGAGGGGGUCGCGUCUGUUAUCGAACCACUUGGUAAAGUUUUACCGUGUUGUAACGUAUACAGCUGGACAACUGUUUGAAGCAAACUUGAUGAUGAUCUAACGAUUUUACCGCAACUCAUCCAGAGCUUUUAUAUUGAAGUGUCUUUUGAAUUGAUUUUUUUUUAAUCAGAAUAAGCAACUAAUGUCUUACUAAGCGGCCAGGAAGGAUUCCUUUCCGGCCAGCGGUGCAUUUUAUUCUAUUUUAUUAUUUUGAUAUCGAAGGAAGUCUCUUCCCUGGAGCAGCUGUGAGGAUCUCUUUUGGUUUCUCGGCGAUUCUCUGGAUCUCUUUGGUUUCUCGGCGAUUCUCGGGAUCUCUUUGGUUUUUCGGCGAUUUUGCUCCAGAACACUUCUCUGAUGAAGGACAAAGUGCAUGUAUGGCUACAACACAUCAACUAAGAGGAGUUCUAGUUCUUUGGAUCUCUUUGGUUUCUCGGCGAUUUUGCUCCAGAACACUUCACUGACGAGGGACACAGCAGCUAGCAGUUGAUGUUGAUCUGAAAUUGUAAAUAAACCUUCUUCAAAACCACCAGUUAUAUCGGUUACUGUACAUGUGUGUGGAUUCAUCGCCGAAGAUAACCUCAGUAAAGUGUAUCAAUACAGAAAUAUUGUUGGGACUCGUC